Molecule: messenger RNA, 1365 nt
Organism: Acanthamoeba castellanii str. Neff
Lineage: Eukaryota; Discosea; Longamoebia; Acanthamoebidae
Exons: 5
Coding region: 1-1365 (454 amino acids)
Source: RefSeq, a predicted model, not a curated record
AUGCGCAAGAGGCGCGAGGCGGAGCGGAUCGAGUACCUGCGCUAUCUGAUCAAUCAGCAGCGUCUGCCCACUGGCCUCGUGGGGCUUGCCCUGUCGUACCUGCCCUACGCGCGCCUGCUCGACCUGCAGCGCGCAGAGCCUGCGUUCCUGUCGCGCGACCACCUGGUGACGGCCGACGUGACCAACCUCUGCAUAUGGCGCGACGGCCUGUCGCUGCUCGCCGGCGCGACUGGUGACGCCUCGACAACGUCGAAGCUGCUGAUGCGGGUCUACGACCACUUGGAGCUGCUCCAGAGGCGCGCGCUCGACGCCGACGAGAGGGACCCGCGCAAGUACUCGCCCGUCAUCCCAGGCCACGCGCCGCCGCCGCCGGAGACCACCAGUUCGGGUUCGUUGGCCGUGGUCCCGUCGCUCGAGGAGUUCAAGCGCCGGCUGGACGCCUUCACCAACGGCCAGCUGCGCCACCUUAACUGGGACAACCUCUUCCUCGCCGGAGGGAGCGUGGUGGCGUGCCUACUGCCCGAGGCCGAUGUGGACCCCGCGCUGUGGGGCCAGGGCGACAUCGACCUGUGGAUCGUGGGACUCAACCCCCACCAGGCCCGCGCCAAGGUCUCCACAGUGCGGGAGGUCUACGAGCAGGUGCGGCGGGCGCAGAGCGAGAGCGAGGUGUGCGUGGUGCGGACCAAGAACGCGGUGAGCAUAUGCACCCGUCACCCGUCGCGCACGGUGCAGAUCAUCCUGCGCCUCUACCGCAGCCCGGCGCACGUGCUGGGCGCGUUCGACCUCGACUGCGUGGCGGUAUUGGCCAUGCCGCGAUGCCUGCGCGCCCUGACCACCAAAACCAACCUGAUGGAGCUGAGCUCUUUACGCACCUUGUCCUAUUCCUGCGAGUUCCGAGCGGUGAAGUACUGCCGGAGGGGAUUCGCGCUGCGCGUGUUCGAUGCCCAGCAACUACUGCAGGACAGGGCCAAAGGCCGCGAUGUUCACCCUGGAGUGCCGCUGGUCCAGGCCGACGGCGUCGCGCUGGCCAAGAUCGUCGGCCUGCAGUUCGCGCUCGACACCCUCAAGGCCGCGCCAGAGAAAAAGCAGACGAACGCUGGCGAGCCCGACAAGGAGGCGGGUGAUGGUGGGGCGGCCUAUGACGAGACGUACAUACCCUACGGGCCGACGUGGGACGGCCCGCGGAUCCGGCGCUUCCUGGAGCGUAAGCAGGCCCGCGAGCGCGCCCAGCUGCGACAGAGCGGCGCCAUCGCGUCGGUGCGCGACUACGCGCCCUUCUUCGUCUUCGGCGCCAGCCUGGAUCAGGUCACCAACCACUCGCGCGCCCACCUCCACCUCCCCUUCACCCUUGUUGAACAGUCCUGA